Molecule: messenger RNA, 1845 nt
Organism: Syngnathus acus (greater pipefish)
Lineage: Eukaryota; Metazoa; Chordata; Actinopteri; Syngnathiformes; Syngnathidae
Gene: smyd5
Product: SMYD family member 5
Exons: 13
Coding region: 101-1363 (420 amino acids)
Molecular function (GO): histone H4K20 methyltransferase activity; protein binding
Source: RefSeq, a predicted model, not a curated record
UCACAUAGUGGUCUUUAGGGGGCGCCUCACAUACUCGCAGCAGAGUAGUGGCAUGCGCAUGUGCAAGCGAGUAUCCUCGAGGUGAAAGUUCGUCUCCAAGAUGGCGGCCCCCUUGGAUGACAUGUUUUCCUUCUGCAUGGAUCCCAGCAAAGUUGCCGGCGCCGUGGAAGUGCGAUUUAUUGACAACGUCAAGGGGAAAGGUCUGUUUGCAAAGAGGGGCAUCAAGAAGGGUGAGGUCAUUUUCAUUGAGCGCCCGCUUGUCUGUGCCCAGUUCCUGUGGAAUGCUUUGUAUAAAUAUAAAGCAUGCGAUUACUGUUUACGAGCCCUGGAGACGGCGGAGGAGAACGCUCGGAGACUGGCAGGCAAUCCAGACCUCAGGCUUCCUUAUCCGGAACUCUGCCCAGUCCGACCACAACUCCACCAAGCCUGCCCUCAGUGUCAGGUGAUUUACUGCAGCGCUGAUUGUCGCCAAGCUGCGGUGGACCAGUACCACCGAGCGCUGUGUCUCGGCCCGUCUCAUGAAGAUCCAGAACACCCCGUCAACAAGCUGAAAGACGCCUGGAGGACCAUGCACUAUCCUCCAGAGACCUCCAGCAUCACGCUUCUGGCCAGAAUGGUCGCAACUGUUAAACAAGCCAAAGACAAAGCACACUGGCAGAAGCUGUUCUCGUACUUCUGCAGCCGCACAGCCAAUGAGGAAGACGAGCUGGCCCACAAGCUCCUGGGGGAGAAAUUCAGGGGUCAGCUGGCGGUGUUACAGAGUCUUUUCAAAGAGGCGCUGUACGAUGAUGAGCUAAGUCGGUGGUUUGUUCCCGAAGGUUUCCGUUCGCUUUUUGCUUUGAUCGGAACUAAUGGACAAGGCAUCGGCACAAGCUCUCUGAGUCAGUGGGUUCAUGCCUGCGAUGCAGUUGAGCUUCCCACCCAGAAGAGAGCGCAGUUGGACUCCUUUAUCGACCAGCUGUACAAAGAUAUUGAGCGAGAAACCGGAGACUUUCUGAACAAUGAAGGCUCGGGACUCUUUUUGCUGCAAAGCUCAUGCAAUCACAGCUGCAUGCCCGAUGCUGAGGCUUCCUUCCCCGACAACAACUUCCUGCUUCACCUCAGUGCCCUUGGUGACAUCGAUCCAGGCCAGGAGAUUUGCAUCAGUUAUUUGGACUGCUGCCAAAGGGACAGAAGCCGUCACAGCAGACACAAAAUUCUGAGGGAGAACUACAUGUUCGUCUGCUCGUGUGUCAAAUGCAUCUCCCAGAUGGACGAGCCGGACGUGACGUCAGAGGAGGAAGAGGACGAUGAAGAAGAAGAAGCAGAGGCCGAAGGUGAAACGGAGGGCCAUGAUAUGGAAGAUGAGAUGACAGACGUGUGAUUAAAAAAAGACCACAUUCUCGUCAUCCUCUUGACGUGCAACCUCAUCUAUCCUCUAGCUCGGUGCGCACAUCAAUAAACAAAACUUUUCACAGUUGCUGUAAGAAAACCUUUCACCUUUUUUGGCUAGGUGGAAUGGAUCAUGGUUAAGGCUCAAAAGUUUGUUUCUUGCAACUUAAAAUCACACAUUGGAGCUCAUAAACAAAAUGGAGGCUCAAUGUAGCUGAACAGUGCUGCCGUUCUUGCUUGGGAAAUAACAACAGAAAAAUCCACUCAUUAUUUUGAGCACUGUGAUGUAUGUGUAUUUGCUGUAUGUUAGAAUGAUGCUAUAAAGGAAUAUGAGGGCCCCACUUGAAAGGAAAAAAAACAUGGCAAUAAAUUUGUGACUACAAUAACAUGUUUACAAUAGUUUGUAUUGUACAAGACGUUAAAAAUUCUUGUUAGAAUACAGUUGUAAUUUUCAGAAACAGUUUUCUGAGAAUU